This is a messenger RNA of Neogale vison (American mink), 1206 nucleotides long. It is a transcript of the gene CABS1, whose product is annotated as calcium binding protein, spermatid associated 1. Gene Ontology annotation, molecular function: calcium ion binding. The transcript has a single exon. Bases 1 to 1206 code for a protein of 401 amino acids. The record is from RefSeq and is a predicted model, not a curated record. Gene Ontology annotation, biological process: spermatogenesis. Gene Ontology annotation, cellular component: mitochondrial inner membrane; motile cilium. Lineage: Eukaryota; Metazoa; Chordata; Mammalia; Carnivora; Mustelidae.
AUGGUGCCAUUUUGCCCCAUGGCUGAAGAUGGUUUGCCAAAAAUUUAUUCUCAUCCUCCAACAGAAAGCAGUAAAACAACAACUGAAGCAACCAUUUUCUUUGGGGCUGACAACACUAUUCCUAAAUCAGAAACAACCAUUACUUCAGAAGGAGACCACAUCACUUCAGUAAAUGACUAUACUCUAGAAAAUGAUCUUUCAACAACAGACAACAAGCUUACGUCUCCAAAGGAAAAAGUAAAAUCAGAAGAUGAUGUUGAGUCCCAUAUUAUGAAGUCAUCAGCCGAUCUGGAGAAAGAAAUUACUACUAUGACAGGCACGACAAACUCCAUAGCUAAUGACUCUAUAACUGAAAAUUUAAUCCUAGUGAAAACUGGUAAUCUUUCACCACCAGGUGCUACUGUUUCUUUAAUAGAUUUUUCCACCAACACGGCAAAAGAAGAUAUUCUCUUGGAUACUACCGACUUAGGGAAUGAAGAGGUCUCAAUAACUUCUGAAGUCUCUGGCACAUUAAAGGAAGGUACCACCAGCAUUGCAGACACUCCUACCCUUCUAGUUAAGAAAGAUGAACCUGAUGUUAACAAUUAUAAUUCCUCGGUUAAAUACAAUGUCACUUCUGAUGAGGCCAUCCAGAUCACCAACUCAUCUACCCCUGAGGUUGAACUCUCUCCUGUUACUGAAAAAAACUUCACUAUUCCAGACAUAAUUGCGCUUACAGAAGAGAAAAUAACUGAAAUUGACUUAAGUCUUCCGGUGGAUGACCCCAGUGCUGUGCCCAAACUAACAGACUCCGAUGAGGAAAAGUUCAUCACUGUGUUUGAACUCACUACCACUGUGGAAAGAAACAAAGAUAACCCAGAAGAUAUUCUGCUGACCGAUGAAGAGUCUAUGGAUGAAGUCAAUGUUUGGAUGGAGAAAGAUAGCACAAAUGAAGCAGACAACCAUCAGGUUUUGCUCACUGCUGUUGAAUCCAGAUAUGACUUUGUAGUCCCGACAUCUGUAGCUACACACCUCACAGAAAAUCCAUCUACUAUGCCAAAAGAUCUGUCUGAAAAUAAUACAAUGGAAUCUGUAACUAAGGACAGUGAGCCACUUUCAGAAACUACCCCUGAUUCAGAUACCCUAAACAAUGAGGAAGAUGCUUUUACAAAUGAAAUGGGUGUCUUUAAGCUACUGAAAGAAGAACCAGAUGAGUUCCUGAUUUGA